GUAAAUUCUCUCCUAGCUCUCUCUUCUACUAUGCCACCUAGCAAACAAAUACUACGCGCCGUCAUGAGUUUAAAUCUGGGACCAUCAGUCCACAAGGGUGGAAACUUUGCCCGACCUCAAAGCACCUUCCGUAAUGUUGUUUCUCGGGAUCCGAAUUCCAAGUUUGCAGCGGAGAAGGGCCGUUAUGCGCUUUAUGUUUCCCCUGCUUGCCCAUGGGCCCAUAGAACCCUGAUCGUCCGCUUGCUUAAAGGGCUUGAGGAUGUAAUUGAUGUGUAUCAGGUGCACCUCACAUUAGGGCCAGACGGGUGGUUCUUCAGUGGGGAAGGAGAUUCAUUACCCGAGGACCCGUUGCAUGGGUUCAAAAAGCUCAAGGAGCUCUAUCUGCAUGCUGAUCCAAACUAUGUUGGACGAUACACGGUUCCGGUCUUGUGGGACAAAAAGACUGACACCCUUGUUAACAAUGAAUCGUCCGAAAUUAUCCGCAUGCUCUACAGCGAGUUUGAUGCCUUCAUUCCGGAGCAUUUGAGGGAAGAGAACAAACCCGGCGGCGGGCUAUAUCCUCCUCACCUCCGGGAACAAAUCGACAGCAUCAAUGAGUGGGUCUACAACACAAUCAACAACGGUGUGUACAAGGUUGGCUUCGCCAUGUCACAAGAGGCCUAUGACAAAGAAAUCGAUCCACUCUUCGACUCCCUGGACAGAGUGGAGGCCUUGUUAGCCCAUGGGAAGCCAUACAUCUUGGGUGACUUUAUCACUGAGGCUGAUAUCCGACUCUACACCACCAUUGCGCGAUUCGACGUCGCUUAUUAUCCGGUGUUCAUGUGUAACCAGAAAUCUAUCCGCCACGACUAUCCUCGGCUUUAUCUGUGGUUGCGCCGCCUAUACUGGGAUCAGGAGAAGAAUGGGCAAGCUCGAGGCGCCUUUUACAAGACCACUGCGCCUUACCUCGGCCUCUACUCUCGUGGGUAUGCUGAUGGAAGAAACAAAAUAGUAAUGGGGGGAAAUGCGCCGCUCAUUGUGCCGUCCGGCCCGAAGGUUCUCAUUGACGCGCUUCCCUGAUGGCCUGCUAUCUGACAUCAUGGUCGUAUUCAUGUCUCAUUUUUGUAUAGCUCAUGAAAUUGUAUACUAUUUACAUUGAUGACUCUUUCACACCUAACUUCAUGGCUUGGUAGAUAGGCAGAGAUCUGACUAAGGGCCAGGAG
Molecule: messenger RNA, 1202 nt
Organism: Ilyonectria robusta
Lineage: Eukaryota; Fungi; Ascomycota; Sordariomycetes; Hypocreales; Nectriaceae
Product: glutathione S-transferase
Exons: 3
Coding region: 31-1059 (342 amino acids)
Cellular component (GO): cytoplasm
Molecular function (GO): glutathione transferase activity
Source: RefSeq, a predicted model, not a curated record